AUGAGUCUAACAUUUGAUAUAAAAGAUAUUAGUGUCAAUGGUAACGCACAUAAAAUACUUCUGCAGAACGAAAAUGGACCAUGUGCUUUGCUAGCGCUGUGCAAUGUGCUUCUGCUUUCACCGCAGUUGUCGCAACAAGCGGGUCCAUUGCUAGAGCUAGUUUCGAGGAAGAACGAAGUGGGGCUUGAUGAAAUCAUCACCACGCUGGCAAACAUCGGAAUGCAAACGCCACGGGGUGCACACCAAGAUGUAGAUAGACUUCUGCAACUAAUGCCACAGCUGCACACGGGGCUUUCGAUAAACCCAACGUUCAACGGUUCUUUCGAAGAUGGGGACGAAAUGGCUCUAUUCCGUCUUUUCAAUGUGAGCCUUGUCCAUGGAUGGCUUGCAGACUAUGCCAGUGAUCCAAUGCAGUACGAGCAUGUAUCUCGCUACUCAUACGAGGGAGCUCAGAAAGCACUGAUCGCAGCUUACGACAUUCAGCAUGGGAACAUUGCAGAGACAGAACAUAACCGCACGGUGCUUGAGGAUGCCGGCUUCAUCAAGUCCUUCUUCGCGAGAUCUGCCACGCAGCUCACGGAGUGCGGCCUGGAUCACAUGAAGGAAGUGCUGCUGGAAAAUUCGUACGCGGUCAUGUUCCGCAACGACCACUUUGCCACGAUCUGCAAGUCCAAUAACCAGCUGUACACACUGGUGACAGAUCUCGGGUUCAAGGAAAACGCAAAUGUUGUUUGGCAAUCACUGAAAUCGGUAAAUGGUUCCCAGGACACUUUCUUUACAGGCAACUUUCUUCCUGCGAUGUCCGAUCGUUCUGCAACACUGGACAGUUCUAUGGCUGCAGUUCCAAGGGGCGGAACAAACAAUCCAUUUGCCGAUCCCGUCGGAUCGGGCUCCAGCGUUGCGGAGAAUGACUCCAACUUCAUGACGGACGAGCAAUAUGCUCGCCAACUACAAGAACAGGAAGAUGCGCGUGUGGCUAGAAACAUGCAAAGAAACUACGAAGCCGCUGGUAACCUAAGAAAUGGGAACGCAAGAUCCUCUAGAAAGGGCCCUGACUCCAAAAAGAAUGGUUCUAAGACCCGCAAACGCGACAAAUUGAAGAAAAGCUGUAUUUUGAUGUGA
This is a messenger RNA of Lachancea meyersii CBS 8951, 1122 nucleotides long. Lineage: Eukaryota; Fungi; Ascomycota; Saccharomycetes; Saccharomycetales; Saccharomycetaceae. The record is from the annotation of a GenBank genome assembly.